Dermacentor andersoni is the source of this 1533-nucleotide messenger RNA. RefSeq lists its product as uncharacterized. Lineage: Eukaryota; Metazoa; Arthropoda; Arachnida; Ixodida; Ixodidae. The record is from RefSeq and is a predicted model, not a curated record.
UUCUGGCUCCUGGUGAUCGUGGUGACCACCGUGGUGGCCGGCCAGAUGAAGGCCAUGAUGAUGGUCCGGGAGGAGGCUGACCGAAUCGACAGCAUGCGCCACCUGGCGUCUAGGCCAGCUAUGAAGCCUUACACCGUCGCCGGCAGCGCGGGCGUGUCCUCCGUGCGUGAUUCGAAGGACCCCGACUACCAGACGGUGUGGCGCAUGAUGCAGACGCACAAGACGGACCUGCCCACUUCGGUGGUACUCUCGGACCAAACUUUGCUCGAAGUGGUGGCAGGCAAGGCGGUGCUCAUCCUGAGUCGCGCCAGCGUCGCCGCCAGGGCCACGGCUGCGUGCGCCAGCUUCGAGCGUGGGGAGUUCUACCUUGCCCGGGAGCCCAUGUUCAAGUUCAACUCGGUCUUCUACCUCAACAAAAGGCUGUCCCCCGCGCGGAGGCAAGCCAUAAAUAACAGGAUACUGUGGCUUCGCGAAUCCGGCCUGGUGGCCAAGUGGUGGCAGGAGUCUUCGGGCAACUGGGAAGGCUGUGGCCAGGUCAUCAGCGACGGCCGCCUGACGUUCUCGGACUUCCAGGACCUGCUGCUCUUCUGGCUCGCCAUGCUGGGCAUCGCCACGGCCGUGUUCCUUUGCGAGUCUCCCUGUGCCACUCCUUGCUCUCGUACUGCUGCCGUCGAUCACUCUUUGCGAAGAAUUGUUGGGCCACUCCGAAGAUCGGAAACAGUCGGCGCUUACAGCAGGCGCACGUAGGGCUAAAUGCAUAAGAGGAAAAUUGAGCGCAAGGCCACUGUAGUGUUUAUUUAUUUAUUUAUUCAUUUAUUCAUUUAUUCAUUUAUUCAUUUAUUUAUUUAUUUAUUGUGACUUGGAAAUGUCUGCGACAGAUAUUACACAGUGAAACUUUUUGAACCCUCUGAUCAUGGUAACUUAGCGCGAUGUGGCGAACAGACAAAAAAAAAAAAAAUGACGGGCGCUGAUAUCAACUGUUUAUUAACAGGGCACCCACCGGAAUAUGUGCUAUUUUGUGCGCAUGCGCACCAUCGCUUCAUCUCGUCACUGCGGGAAUAUCAUCGACAUAAAAUUGGUGCGUGUCAAAAAGCGGUAUUCAUAAACCACUAAUAAGAAGAGUGCGGGUACGUGGACGCUUCUUUGAUGCAUAUAAAGGCAUUCUUUGCACGUUACCCUUAACGCUGUAAACAAAUUGUGUACUGUACACGACAGCGAGCUCAGAGUACGUCUGCGACGAGAUAAGCCGUAGUUGAAAACUGUGUGUCAAUUCUGACUAUACAGGUGCGCGAUGAAAUAUGGGGUACUUUAGCGUGACAGUGAUAGCUAUUGAAGUUUAUUCCUUGCAGUUAUCGUGUCGUCUAUGCCGCAGCUAUCAUCAUGGUUUUCUGCCUCAAAAAAGUUGCCCUAAAGUGAGGCUUCACAUGUCCUCACUAACGUUUCGAUCUUGCCCUUCAGUGGAAAGUUUCUGGCCCAGGAAAAUACCAGCACCCUUUAGUGUGCAAACGUUUUUACUGUGCACAGUAUGCCACC